UCAAUUUUGUUUUUUGUUUAAUCUCAAAAAUCCCGCCGAAACGUAUAAGGUCUCGAGCCCAGAGUGUCAGACCUCUCUCUCUAGCUUCUCUCUCCAGAGUUUCAGAAGAUCGAGGAUUCCACGUCUCUCUCCAGAAGGCGUUUCAAACUACCAGAUCAGAGUUCGACAUUUAUUGUUUUGCUUUUGUAACCCUAAUUUAUUUAGCUCAUCAACAACCAAAUGUACGAUGUGAUCUCUCUCUUCUACAACGAACCAUAAGCUUCUGGAUCUUCGACAUUUCUCUCGCUGAAGGAAACCCUGACUCUUUUAUUAGAUAUCGGGCAUUGUGCUUGUUGAGGUUUGUUGAUUACGUGAUACUACUAUGACUCUGUGUGUUGUGUUGCAAGUCGUGAGUCAUGACAAUGUCUUCAAUUGGAUCAAGUAGGUAAAGUGAUUCGGAUUGGAAGUACGGAUCUUGUCCAAAUCUGGUGUAGUUAUUAACAAAUUAAAGAAACAUUUAGCCAGCAUUAGAGGAGGUUUGACCACAUGUACUCAAGUGCCAGCUGAGGUUAGGAGAGAGAUGUUAGAGCACUUGGAGGGGUUAAAAACAAGAAAGAGCUGGUGAAGAAAAGACACGAAGAGGAUAUGUAUACCGAGGCUUGAUCAUCUAGUAAGCCAAUGGGGGUCAUGCAUAAGGGGCCUCGAAGAAGAGGACCUAUGGAUUUUUACCCCCCGCCUCCUGAUCUUGAGAUUUUACCGCAUGAUAGGGAGCAAAUAAGUUUACAGAGCAACUUAGAAAGGAAGGCUAGAGAUAAGGUACCACAAUAUGUGGCCCAAUUCUUCUACGAAGCAGGCAUUCCUUUUAAUGCUGCUAACUUGAAAAGCUUUCAUGCUAUGUUAGAAGCAGUGGGUAAAUUUGGGCUAGGGCUUAGGGCCCCAACAGUUAAUGAGCUUAAGGGGCCAUUACUUAGAAAAGAAGUUGAGCUUACUAAUUACUUUUUGAAGACCCACUGGGACGCAUGGGGGCUACAUGGUUGCACUAUUAUGACUGAUGGUUGAAGCGAUAAGAGAAAUAGAAGGAUUAUGAAUUUCAUGGUGAAUUGUUCAUUAGGGACAAUGUUCUUGAUAUCUAUUGAUGCUUCUGACAAGUUUGAUGAUGCAACCUUCAUUAGUGAUUUGGUGGACCGGUGCAUAAAGAAGGUUGGUGAGGAUAAAGUGGUCAAAGUAGUGACUGGUAUAUACUCAGCUGAUAUGGCGGCUGUCAGGUUAUUGAUGGCUUAAGAGGCCGCGUAUUUUUUGGUCGCCUUGCACCGCACACUGCAUAGACCUUAUGCUUGACGCGAUUUCUAAGAGGAAGUCAAUGAGGACAACCAUAAAAAAAGCGAAGACCAUCACAAUUUAUAUAUAUAGUCACACUCAACUAAGAACAUGAGUUUUAUGCUAUGCUUUGUUAUCAAUUGUUUUGAUUCUUUUGGAUAUAUAUGUUAUACGAUGUCAGUGUAAGUUUGUAACUUGGGGAAAUUUAUGUCGGCCAGGUCUUAACCAUGAUGAGGAAGUUCACAGAAGGUAAAGACUUGGUGAGAGCUGGGGUGACUAGAUCUACCACCUCAUACUUGUCCUUACAAUCUUUGUAUGAGUAAAACAAAAAUCUUAGGUCAAUGUUUGUAUCUGAGGAUUGGACCAAGUCCAAGUGGGUUGAGAAAGCAGAUGGGAAAUUAGUGAGAGAGAUUGUCAUGGACUCACGAUAUUGGAAUAGGGUUCAAUAUGCAUUAUCUGUUUUUCAGCCAUUAGUAAAGGUACUAAAGAUGUUUGAUGCUGAGAAGGAACUUGCGAUGAGUCACAUUUAUAAAGCUAUGGAGGAUGCUAAGGAAGAAAUCAAGAAGCUUUUUGGGAAUGAUGAAGCGAAGUAUGGAGAAUAUUUGAAGAUUAUAGAAGAUAAAUGGAACUACCAGCUUGAGAGGCCCCUACACUUAGCAGGGUACUACCUUAACCUUGCUCACUUUUAUAUUGAUCAUGAGAUACAUAACAAGACUGAGUUCAUUGAUGCAAUGAACCAAUGCAAUAUCAAACUCAACCCUGACCUCGAAGUCCAAGACAAAGUCGUGAUGGAUGUAGAAAAGUAUAGGUUCUCACUUGGAUCUCUUGGAAAGGAGAUGGUGCAUGGUGGACAUACCUUGGGGGCAGCGCGCCACAUUUGCGCCAGACGGCCAUGUGUAUAUUAUAUUUGACUUGUAGCUUGUCUGGAUGUUAAUAUAACUUCGACAUGUUUGAAAGGGUAAUAUUACUUAAUUACUUAGUUUAUAGCCCCAUUUAUAUUAUGUUUUUUUACGUUUUAAUUGUUCAUUCAAUA
Molecule: messenger RNA, 2329 nt
Organism: Amborella trichopoda
Lineage: Eukaryota; Viridiplantae; Streptophyta; Magnoliopsida; Amborellales; Amborellaceae
Source: RefSeq, a predicted model, not a curated record